CGUGGCCAACAGCUUCUGCCCAAGCACUGUGCCUCCACUGUCAGCAAAGCCAAGAGCAAGAAGAGCCAGAAGCAGCCAUCCAAGAAGGGAGAAGCUGAGAGGGACAAGCCAGGGGCUGAGAGCCAGAGGAGGGACCGGACCCUGACCACCAACAUGGACAAGCUCCACCUGACCCUGGCUGAGCUGUCCCUGAGCCUCAACCACGUGCCCAACCUCAGCGUCUUCGAGCACACGGUGACACCGGCUGAGUACCUCAGCAGCCACCUGGAGACACGGCUCAGCAAAGCCAUCGUGGCCAUGGCAGGUUACAGCCAGACCACACAGGAGGUUGCCAGGCCCUCGGAGGUGCUGGUGGGGCUCAGCGCCUACAUGGGCUUCAUCCAGUCCCUGGGGCAGCUGCUGGGGCUGGACACGGGGCGAAUCCUGCGCAGCGUCCUCCUGCAGCAGACACAGCCCCGAGAUGCCACCGGCCACCAAACCCUCACCACCAUCUACACCAACUGGUACCUGGAGGCCUUGCUGAGACAGGCCAGCACAGGAGCCAUCAUCCUGGCUCCAGCCCUUCAAGCCUUCACCACGGUGCCACGGGAGGGGGAACCCACCUUCAGUGCUGCUGAGUUCACUGAUGUCUCAGAGAUGAGGGCACUGGCUGAGCUCAUCGGGCCCUAUGGCAUGAAGUUCCUGAGCGACAACCUCAUGUGGCACGUGGGCUCACAGGUCACUGAGCUCAAGAAACUGGUCAACGAGAACAUGGACACUCUGGUCCAGCUGCGCUCCAGUGCCAGCAAACCUGAGCAGAUGGUGGCUCUGCUGCCCAGGUUGACAUCUGCUGAAAACCUCCUGAAGCGCAUGACCAUCAUCGGGGAGAUCCUGAGCUUCCGUGCCAUGGCCCAGCAGGGCCUGAGGGAGGUCUUCUCCUCCCACUGCCCCUUCCUGAUGGGCCCCAUCGAGUGUCUGACCGACGCCGUCACCCCCGACACCGACAUCCAGGUCACCCUGAGCAUCUUUGAGUUGGCCUCAGCCGCAGGGAUCCCCUGCGAGGUCGACCCCGCGCUGGUCAACGUCCUGGCUGGUGGCAAAACAGAUGGUUCAUCCCCAGAGGAGGAUUACAAGGUGGCUUGCUUGCUCCUGGUCUUCGUAGCCGUCUCCCUGCCCUUGUUGGCCUCUGACCCAGCGUCCAUCUACAACACUGAGGUGGAGGGCUACAGCAACAACAUCCACUGCCUGGCCAAGGCCAUCAUCCACGUGUCAGCCGCCCUCUUCACCGUCCACAACAAGAACAUCGAGACCCACCUCAAGGAAUUCCUGCUGCUGGCUUCCAUCAGCCUCCUGCAGCUGGGCCAGGAGACGGACAAGCUGAGGGCCAGGAACAGGGACUCUGUCUCCCUGCUCAUGCAGCUGAUCGUGGCUGAAUCGUCCUUCCUGACCGUGGACAUGCUGGAGAGCUGCUUCCCCUACGUGCUGCUCCGCAACGCCUACCGCGAGGUGUGCAGGGACAACCUCCUCAGCAGGGUCCCCUCGCACUGACCAGCCCCCCCCAGCCCCCUCCCCAACCUCCAACCGCUCCCAAACCCCAUCCCCACCCCCAAACCCUCCCCCCACUGCCCGGUGCCACCGCCACGUCCCCAACUGUCCCCAGAGCCACCUUCAUUAAAGCCACUUUCCCCCCCUCCUCCUCUCCCUCCCGCAUCUGCAGCAUCAUCCCAGCCGGGGUGCUCUCAGCCUCAGCACCCCAAAGUGGGUGCUCAGCACCAUCUCUCCAGUAGAAAUUGCCCCCCCACUUUAGGGGUGUUUUGGGGGUGCAGGAAGGUUGUGACACAAAGGCACCGGAGCUCUCCCCGCAGCUUGCUUGUGGUGCUGAUGCUCCCCAACCAGCCCCGUGCCUCAGUUUCCCCUCGGCUGCCCAAGUCACGUUUCUUCCCCCCCUCUCCUUUUCUUUCCCCUCCUCUCUGGGUGUUUAUUUUUCCUCUCGUGCAGCAUCUUGGGGGAAAAUUAAUGGGGCGAGGGAAGGAGGCGUCAGGGCAGCCGUUGCCAUUCAGCUCACGGCCGGCAGCUCCGGGAUGAGUCACCGGCCGUGGCGGGAGUGGGGAGGGGGAGGGACGGUGACCACCGUGGCUGUGAGCCCCCCCCUUCAUCCCCAGAGACCCCCCUUCAUCCCCAGAGCCCCCCUUCAUCCCCAGAGACCCCCCUUCACCCCCAGAGACCCCUCUUCAUCCCCUCUUCACCCCCAGAGCCCCCUCUUCACCCCCAGAGACCACUCCUUCACCCCCAGAGCCCCCUCUUCAUCCCCUCUUCACCCCCAGAAACCACCCCUUCACCUCCAGAGCCCCCUCUUCAUCCCUAGAGCCUCCCCUCAUCCUCCCCUUCACCCCCAGAGACCCCCUUCACCCCCAGAGCCCCUCUUCACCACCUCUUCACCCCCAGAGCCCCCCCUUCAUCCCCAGAGCCCCCCAUCAUCCCCAUCACCCCCUUUCACCCCCAGAGCUUCCCCUUCAUCCCCAGAGCCCCCCAUUCAUCCUUAG
Messenger RNA from Colius striatus (speckled mousebird), 2522 nucleotides. It is a transcript of the gene NCKAP1L, whose product is annotated as NCK associated protein 1 like. The annotation marks the transcript as partial. The record is from RefSeq and is a predicted model, not a curated record. Lineage: Eukaryota; Metazoa; Chordata; Aves; Coliiformes; Coliidae. The transcript is spliced from 13 exons. Gene Ontology annotation, biological process: cell projection assembly; cortical actin cytoskeleton organization; cell morphogenesis. Gene Ontology annotation, cellular component: SCAR complex.